Molecule: messenger RNA, 930 nt
Organism: Trypanosoma cruzi
Lineage: Eukaryota; Euglenozoa; Kinetoplastea; Trypanosomatida; Trypanosomatidae
Product: mucin TcMUCII, putative
Exons: 1
Coding region: 1-930 (309 amino acids)
Source: RefSeq, a predicted model, not a curated record
AUGAUGACGUGCCGUCUGCUGUGCGCCCUGUUGGUGCUUGCCCUGUGUUGCUGCCCGUCCGUGUGCGUGACAGCGACAGGUGAAGAACCAGAUAAUGACAGCUCCAAUUUACCGCGUGCUUUGCCACAGGAAGCAGGUGUUCCAGAGGCAACAAAAACUUCCGUGACGUCAAGUUUAGCAGGUAUGACCGUUACGUUACCGGGAACCCAUAAUUCGGACGAUAAGGGACAAGCAUCAGAAACUAGGAGCGAUACCGCAAUAGGGACAGGUGGAGUGCCCGAUACGUCAGGAAUUCCGGUUCCGACCGUCACGGUAGGGUCAAAUGUUCAGGGGGCCGGUGGUCCAGCGACUCUGGAGAACGAUGCGGAACAGCCACAUGGUACGUCUGGUUUGCAAUCGGUAGCAGACCUGGCCAAAACGGUACAGGAACAGGCACAAAUUACGGGGCCCGGUGGGACAUGGUCGCGAAGUACGUCCAGUAAAGAAAACACAGGAAGUGGGAGCCAAACGUCACAAGGAUUAAGUUCCGGGAACGGUACUGCACAAAAUCCAGGUGAAAAGGAGGCGGUAGGGUCAAACAAGCCGGACGGUAAGGAACCGAAUUUAGGCACGACGACCGAUACCGGAAAAGGGAAAGGUACGGGAUCACCUCCGUCAACGAGUCCCGAUUCAACAUCUCCGGAGCCUAUUACAGAACAGCAGCCAAGUGGAUCCGCUAACCCAGUCCAACAAGUUCAAAAGGCAAAUGCACCAACUACGACCACUACAACACAGGCACCAAGCACUACGACUACUGAGGCACCAACUACGACGACCACCCGCGCACCGUCACGUCUUCGCGAAAUCGACGGCAGCCUCAGCAGCUCUGCGUGGGUGUGUGCCCCGCUGCUGCUCGCCGUAUCCGCGCUGGCGUACACCGCUGUGGGCUGA